Molecule: messenger RNA, 3027 nt
Organism: Chara braunii
Lineage: Eukaryota; Viridiplantae; Streptophyta; Charophyceae; Charales; Characeae
Source: the annotation of a GenBank genome assembly
GGCGGGAUGAUGAGCUAGCGGGACUGAUUUCCUCAUGUAUGGACGGGGACAUAUACGAUAGGUGGGGGAAGCACAUCGAUCCCAAGACCCCGGGAGGAAUCAGGCAGGAAGCCCUCAGGCGAGUGGCGGCAGGGCCGCUAUCCGCCCCGACAAUGUUUAGAAUAUGGCAAGAAAGGGAGGAUCCGGGCGUGAAAGUCGAGGAGAUUGUGGAUGAAAACGAGAAGGUGACUCAACGACUAAAGGCGGGGACUAUAAAGGAAGAACCUAUCGUCGUUGAGUCGAAUGACGAGGGGGUGGAGGUGGUGAGAGAGUCCGCCUCGACCAUCCUGGAAAGGAUGGAGGACCUGCUUGCAAAGGGGGAGGAAGAGGAGGAGGAUGACGAAGAGGAUGAGAGGCUCCGACAGGAGGAGGAUCAGCGAGCCGAGCAGAGGACCAAGAAGAGAGGAAUUCAGGGAGGGGCGGAGACGAGCCUGCAUGACGGCGCGCCAAAAAAGAAGAAGUACGCGGUCCGACUGGAGGAGGGUUUUGACGUGGAGCGAAUGGUGGACAAACUCCUGGAAGGUCACAAUGACUUGAUGAAUUUAAAAGACAUCUUUGCGUCAGCACCAAGGCUCCGUGGUGAGUUGAAAGGGCGGCUCUCACAAAGGUUAGUGCCCAACGUCCACCUGAGCUCAAUUCUGCCCAGGGAGAUAAAGUGGACGGAGGCGGGCACCAGGAUGGAUUGGAAAUGUGUGGCAUGUGGGUUGGUGGAUUUGAAGGGGACAAGAACAGGGCGGAUGAGGGCGGAUGGGCUGAGCCAUAUCAAUGAGGAUGGGGCAAGCCAGGAGUCAAUUGAGGAUACCCCACCAGUCGACGGGUUCUUGGACCAGGAGGAGGAUGUCCGCCUCCACAUAAAUGAAUGGUCGUUGAGGGUGCCUAGCUGCGUCACGCAUCCCAUAUGGCUAGCGCCAAGGGGGUACGAGCGAAAGGAGGAGUUGGUCCUCAAGCCCUUCCAGAAAGAAGAUCCGUGGGGGAGUAGGGAUGUUGGCUGGAUGAUGAAGUUGGCAUUGGCGGGUACACAUAGUCUGGCAGAGGAAGUGAGGACGAUAGAGGAAGGCCCAACCCAGGUAGAGGAGCGUGAGCAAUUAAUGGGAGGGAUGUACUUGCUCACUAAUACGCUCCUGCAGGGGAACUUUAUCCAGAGGGGCUCAUUUGGUCCUGAGGAGAGGGAACUUCUUGUUCCUGAAAGUCAGGAUGAUGAGUUCGAAGAGGGAGAGAUCAAGGAGGCGUUUCGCGCAGAAGAGUAUAACGGGAUCUAUCGGGAAUUGGGGUUACUCCGGUCAUGCGAGAUAAGGGAAAGGGACGCAAGUGCCAAAGCCCAGAAGGCAGUCAUACAGAGGGGCGAGAGGGACACACGACCACGGCAGAGGCCCCAGAGGGCAGCGGGAAGAGGCGAGCAGCAUGAGCCGCCUAGGAGGGAGCCUACGCCUGAGUUCGACGAUGAUAAUAUAGAGCUCUUCCUGGACGUGUAUCUGGAUCAUGCGGCACAGAGAGGGUGGCCAGUGGCGGAGAGGAUCCACCACUUGAGGGGUAUAGGGCAGUUUGAGGAGCCUGUCGCUCAGAUAUGUGAGGAGGCCCUGACUUGGCCGGAUGUGGAGGCCGGGAUGCAGAGGUUGAGAGCUUCCCCUAGAGGGCGCGAUGGCAUGCCCGUUCAAUUGGAGGAGGGGAAUGCGGAGGAGUUUAUUCCCGCGUAUGAGCAUUAUAUGCUGAUUGAGUUUCGGCGGAUUACGAGCGAGGAAUUGAGGCCGCCUUCGCCAUCGCCUCCAAGGCGGGAGAUGAACAUACCAGGAGAGACACCAUUCCAGAGCUUAGCGACUCACCUUGAUGUAUCUCGACGGGAGGCCGCACGAUUGGGGGAGGGCUCAGUUGAGCCGACGUGCUAUGUGCCGUUGGAGGAGCCUUUGGACCCCGAGACGGAGACAGCCAUGCGAGACCGAGAGGAGCCGCGGGAUCCUGAGAUGGCAGCUGAGCAGCCAGAUCCGGUACGGCCUCUGGAUGAGGAGGUGAUCAUGGUCGGAGACGAUACCCCUCCAUGCUCCCCAGCUCCAGAGCCAGCACAACAUUCAUGGCCAGAGGGGAUUCCUGAGCCAGGCAGCGAGGAGAUUCCGGAGUUUCCCCCAGAAACCACUGCGGUGCCUGAGCAGGAGGCAGAGAUGGAGAAGCAGGGGGCGGGUGGGGGAGUGGAGAUGGAGGCGAUUCAAGAUUCACCUUCAGUCAUGCCCGCGACCGAGCGCCCACCUAUCAGGGAGCCUGCACUGGAGGGGCUACCGCCGGCAUUGCCGAGUACGAGCGAGAGGAUGGGUGCCGAGGCGUCGACUCCGGAAGGCCAGGGGCCGCAAGUGAAGGGAGCCUUAAGAGAAACCCGCGAGGAGAAGUCCGCCAGAGUGCGAGUCCAUUUGGACGAGAUACACACAAGGCAGGCUGAGAUGGAGGCGGCAGGGAUAGAGCCGACGCCGCCGGUCGAUCCCAAAACGAGUGAGCAGCGGAUCGACGAGUUGGGGGCCAGAGGGACGCAGCCCGCCAGGGCUUGGGAGGCUAGCCAGACGGGACGAGUCGGUGCCGAUGGCCAGGGCCGAGGGAUGCGGGCUUCGCCAAGCCAGGGAGCAGCGGUGGAGGCCCCUCGGCGAGCUGGGCCAAUGGGGGAGGUGCCUCUGGACACGGCCGAAGAGGAGGGUGGCGCCCACGAGUCACUCAUGGCGAUGUCCACGGAGAGAAGAGGUUCACGUUUGCAUGAGUUGGCAGCAGUCAUGGGGAUAGGUACUCCACAGGAGGGGCCUCAGAGGCCUGAUGCCCCAGGCUACGCCCCAGAGCUGGGAGAAUUGAGGGCGGGGUUGGCCUCCUGGGCCACAGGGACGGACUCAGGAGGACCUGACUCAGGGCAGUAGCAGCAACAGGAGGUCUUGAGUGAGCCAGCCGCCGUGACGGGCUCUCAGCAGUCAGGAUCAUGUGGGGAUGAGAUGGUGGUUGUGAUAAAGAGGCCUUAUGAGG